UGCUCUCCUCUCUUCAGCAUUUCUCUCAGCAGGUUUAUCCUCUCUCCCCCUCUCUCUCUCUCCCUCUCUCCUCUCCUCUUUCGGGGGAGAGCUCAUAUCUCUGGCGGUUUGCCGCAUGGAAAUCGCUCAGGCUAGACUCUCUCUCUCUUUACUCGGACCGUCCCUUCUCAAUGUGCCAUCUACCGCUGCAGCGACAGCAGACUGAACGCCACCUGAGCUGGGAUACGCGCCGGGAUAAUAACGUAACGGCAUCCAUCCGCUGAGUGACUGUAAAAGGGGGAGGCAGCAUCCCGGCAUCAUUCCAGCAGAGGGAAGGAAGGGGAGGGGGGGAAUGUUUCUCACUCAGAUGUAACAGCCACAGAGAGCAGGGAUCGCCAAGUGCGCAAAAGCAGCUGCUGGAGAGCAUUUUUACGCACGGCUCUGCGCGCUCUCUCCUACUUGACAGAGCGGAGGUUGGAUAUUUCUGUGUCUGUGUGUGGUAUUGGGAACCUCCCCGUCGUGAAGUCCUGAUUUCUGCCAACCCACCUGGAGGCUCAAAACCGAGAGAAUCCGUCGCCCUGUUGGAAUAUUAAUAACCCGUCCAAACUGAUCCAGGCGGGGAGAUGAUGCUGCAGCAGCAGCAGAGUUUGGGACUCUAGAGAGCUUCUCUAACUUUUUUUUUUGUGUUCCCAUUUCUGUUUACUUCUGUUCAUCUCCGACCUUUGGGACUUUCUGCUUGAAUUGCAGCUCUACGGAAUCAGUCAUGGACCGCUCUACAUCUUUGGAUAUAGAAGCGCUCAAGAUGACCCAGGAGCAAUACAUCCUUGCAGCCCAGCCAAACCCCCUCCACCAGCGAGGAGCUUCAGAAUGCAGUGCCCAAGUUUACCCAGCAGUCGGCAUCUAUGGGUGGAGAAAGAGAUGUUUGUACUUCUUUAUCCUUCUUCUACUUGUCACAAUGAUUGUCAACCUGGCACUCACCAUCUGGAUUCUCAAAGUCAUGAACUUCACUCCGAAUGGUAUGGGAAACCUACGAGUGAACAAAGAAGGAAUCCGUCUGGAGGGGGUGUCCGAAUUCUUGUUGCCCUUAUAUGUCAAAGAGAUCCAGUCACGGAGGGAUAGUCCACUGAUUCUUCAGUCAGACAGAAAUGUGACCAUCAAUGCUAGAAAUGAUCAGGGACAACUGACUGGUCAACUCACUGUGGGAUCUGACAUGGUGGAGGCCCAGUGUCAGAGGUUUGAAGUUAAGAGUGCUGAUGGUGAGAGAGUUCUGUUUUCUGCAGAUGAGGAGGAGGUCAGCAUUGGUACUGAGAAACUUAAAGUCACAGGAGACGAAGGAGUAGUGUUUAGCCAUUCUGUUGAGACUUCACACGUACGGGCAGAACCAUUUCAGGAUCUAAAGCUAGAGUCCCCAACUCGGACUCUGACGCUAGAAGCUCCGAGAGGGGUUGAGGUCAGUGCUGGAGUUGGAGACUUCACAGCUUCUUGCAGAAAAGACCUCCUCUUGCAGUCCUCAGAUGGAGAG
Molecule: messenger RNA, 1501 nt
Organism: Cyprinodon variegatus (sheepshead minnow)
Lineage: Eukaryota; Metazoa; Chordata; Actinopteri; Cyprinodontiformes; Cyprinodontidae
Gene: sgcz
Product: sarcoglycan zeta
Exons: 7
Biological process (GO): cardiac muscle tissue development; heart contraction
Cellular component (GO): sarcoglycan complex; sarcolemma
Source: RefSeq, a predicted model, not a curated record